Molecule: messenger RNA, 1002 nt
Organism: Fusarium tjaetaba
Lineage: Eukaryota; Fungi; Ascomycota; Sordariomycetes; Hypocreales; Nectriaceae
Exons: 2
Coding region: 1-1002 (333 amino acids)
Source: RefSeq, a predicted model, not a curated record
AUGGCCAUGUCUCAAAAACUGGUCACAAUCAGCUUCAUCUUCGCGACGAUACUGCUCUUCACUGUAUUAUUCACGAGAACAUCUCCUCGCUUCUCAAAGUCAAUAUCGCCACAGAAUCAUGAAGCUGUCUUUAGUAACGAUCCUCAUUUAAACUCAAGACUCGCUCAUGCCGAAAAACUAUGGAAGCGCUCUAUCAAAGCUCGCGAAGAAAUGGUCGAAGUAGUUGGCUACGACAAGACCUUCCCCGACGGAUACAUGAACCCGUUCAACGUCUGGGACUUUGCUCGCCCAAGUUUCUUCUGCCCUCACGAUCUUGAACGUGUCGGCUCCAUCAGCGAUGGCGGCAAGAUCAUCUGCGGCAUGUCGCGCUAUGAGAAAGAAUGUCCUGGUCCGUCAUCAGACUCAAACAAGGCGCGCGAAUUCAUCGUCUACUCAUUCGGAGUGAAUGUCGACUCCUCUUUCGAGGCAGAACUGCUCCAGCGCACGAAUGCCCGAAUCUGGGGAUAUGAUGGCACCGUUGAUAAAUGGGCGCAGCAAGUUCCUGAGUGGAUAUGGUCGCGAGCCAAGUUCCAAAAGGCAAUGAUUGGGUACGUAUCGGAUAGCAAGGCUAGACCGCCUGUGUUCUCGAUACAGGAUCUUAUGAAGAUGAAUGGGCAUUCUUAUGUUGAUCUAAUCAAGAUGGAUAUUGAGGGCGCUGAGUUUGAUGUUCUGACGUCGUUGAUUGAGUCGGUCAAAGAGCAGAGGAAGAAUGGAAAUGCGACGUUGCCUUUUGGUCAGUUAUUGGUUGAGAUGCAUCUUAAGCAACCACCAGAAGGAAUCACGGUCCCAAAUGACCUUCGAUCAUGGCUGGAGUGGUGGUAUUCGCUAGAGGAGAUGGGCUUGAGGCCAGUGAGCAAUGAGGAUAAUUGGAUCGGUGAUAGAGUCUAUGGCAUGCCCAGAUUCAUGGAAUACACAUUUAUCAACGCAAUUGACAAGGAGCGGAAUUUGUUACUGUGGACAUGA